Molecule: messenger RNA, 936 nt
Organism: Marasmius oreades (fairy-ring Marasmius)
Lineage: Eukaryota; Fungi; Basidiomycota; Agaricomycetes; Agaricales; Marasmiaceae
Exons: 2
Coding region: 1-936 (311 amino acids)
Biological process (GO): mitotic sister chromatid cohesion
Cellular component (GO): nucleus; chromatin
Molecular function (GO): protein-lysine-acetyltransferase activity
Source: RefSeq, a predicted model, not a curated record
AUGUCGUCCCAAGUGAAACGAACAUAUGGGUCGCGACCCAAGACCAUAUUUCCCCCCUCUUCUCCCAUAUCCGUUGCAUCAUCCUCUCCACCUCCUGCACCCAUGAAACGAUCUCUCCUUUUCGUUCCCAACAGCCGGCCCACGAAAAGGAUCAAACUGUCGAAACCCAAACAGAAGACACUCGUACAACUUCAUUUCUGCAUCGACAAAUCCACCUUGCAGAAGUGCUCGAAAUGCGACAUGUCAUAUACAAAGGGCGUAGAGGAAGAUGAAGCACUACAUCGAACACAUUGCUUGAAGGUCAAAAAAGGCAUGGAGUGGGGAAGAGAAGAAGAGAAAGAAGAGGUCUUGGAAGUUGAAUCUAUGGCAUUACUGAAAAGCGGGAAGAAAGGGAGGAUUGUUUGUGUUCGGGCAGACGCAACCGGGAAAAUUGGAGCGAAGCUCAAUACGAUAUACAAUAUGAUGGACACGGCGCUCUCAGCACCCCCACUGUCACCAGCUAUACUCAACAAAUCUAAAGUGUAUCUGUUCCUUCUACCUGCCUCGACUUCAAAGGAGAGGAUUGCAGGGUGCGUUGUCGGGCAACAAAUCACGACCGCCAUGGAAGUGGCACCGCUCGCCGAUUCAACAGGUUCUGAUGAUACCAAGGAAGAGCCUCGCUCCCCUGUCGUUUUGAUAGAUUCUAGUUCUGGCGUAUUUUGUUACCCAAAGCCACUGCCAACGUCACUGGGCAUUCCACGGAUAUUCGUUCCGUCAACGGACCGCAGACAAGGCAUAGCUAGCAAGUUACUUUCUGCUGCAGCCGCAACCUUUAUUCAUGGAUGCAGGUUGGACCCGAAGCAGGGACAUGUUGCAUUUUCGCAAACGACUGGGGAUGGAUUAGUUCUAAUGCGUGAAUGGGGAGGUGGAGGCGUUAGGAUAUAUGAUGAGGAUUAA